UGUUUUGUUUUUUACUCAACCUGGGCUGUGCUCUUAACCCUCCUGUUACCUUUCGGGUCAAUUUGACCCCAUUCAAUGUUUAAUGUCGGUGUUCUUUGGGGUCAAUUUGACCCCAGGCUGUUUUUCACUGUCAAACAUAAGAAAUAUCAACUUCUUUAUAUAUUUAAAUGGCUAUUUAGGUCAGGGGUUCCCAAACUUUUUAGACCACGCACCCCCUUCUACAUCCCGACCGGGUUCACGCACCCCCAAUGCCCCACACCGUAAAAAAAAAACGCAGACCGGCGUCGGAGCUCGGCGGCGACCACGAUCGACGUAUUGAGCACCCCUGCAUUCAAACAUUAAAUAGCCGAGAGUUUUUUUCAGCAUAAGAAAUACGAUGUGUGGCGGGAGUGCGUGAGUUAAGACCGAAAUGACACUUGAGAGCCCUGAGAAUGUUUAAUAUUAAUUAUUACACCAUUACAUUUUUCCUCUCGCGCACCCCCUAGAGGCAGCUCGCGCACCCCCAGGGGUGCGCGCACCACACUUUGGGAAUCCCUGAUUUAGGUAGUCAACAAACAAACAUAAAGUACCUCACACUUAAACUUGGGAAGCAAUAUUAAUUCUAAUAAUUUUCUGGAGGUUUUAAUUGCUGGGGUCAAAUUGCCCCCGAGGGUAAAAUAUGUGAGUAAAUGUGAAGGUAACAGGAGGGUUAAGUCAGCAUGCUUUUUAAUUUUUUAAAUCCCAAUCAAAUAUAUUGUCAUUUUAAGCUCGGAUGUAAACUGUUUUUCCCCCCCGGUUUUUUGACGAUACAUUUUAUUUAAAACUUAGUUCGAACCGAAGCUAAGCAAACAAACACGUGCCAUUCUCUCGUCUCUAAUUAAGAGGCAGUUCCACAACACUUCUUCCCCCAUAAGCAAAAUUAGCAUCUGUUUUUUCUUUUUCUUCUUCUAGCUUUCACUUGCUCAAUAAUGAUUGAUGGCAUCAAAACAUUUCUAUUAGAGGAAACGCGGCCGGCCAAGAGGAGGUUCGGAGCCAAGACUCUGGGGGAGUUUGGAGAACAGUCUGCGCUCGAUUUUCCUGGCCGGGCAGCGUCCCCGGUGACACCUCGGUCCAACCCUGGCUCAAAACACGCUUAACCCAUCUUCACCGGCCAGAAAUAUGUGUCCUCGUUUUUUAUUAGAUCCCGCCCCCCUAGAUAGAAAAAGUCUUUAAAUGUCCUAUUCCAUCACCUCCCUCUUGUUUCCCUGCAGAUCUCCCCCGCUGUCACAGGAGUCAUGGACGAGCAGGCAGGCUCUCCGGCAACCAACGCCGACAACAACAGCCAGAGAAAUGGAGAUGAGAAGCCCCGGCGUGGCAGCUGGACCAAGGGGAGGAAGAGGAAGAAGCCGAUGAAGGACUGCAACGCACCCAAAGCCCCCCUGACGGGCUACGUCCGCUUCAUGAACGACCGGCGGGAGCAGCUGCGGGCGGAGCGUCCAGACGUGCCCUUCCCAGAGAUCACCAGGAUGCUGGGCAACGAGUGGAGCAAGCUGCCCCCCGAGGACAAGCAGCGGUUCUUGGAGGAGGCGGAGCGAGACAAGGAGCGCUACAUGCGCGAGCUGGAGAAGUACCAGAAGACGGAGGCCUACAAGCAUUUCAUCCGCAAGGUCCAGGAGAAGCAGAUGGGCAAGCGGCACCGGGGAGAUGUCGGGCACCAGGUCGCCAGCGAGGCGCUCCACGAGAAGGACGCGGAAGGGAAGGACCGCACCGUGUUCGACAUUCCCAUCUUCACGGAGGAGUUCCUCAACCACAGCAAAGCGCGGGAAGCGGAGAUGCGUCAGCUGCGUAAGACCAACAUGGAGUACGAGGAGCGCAACGCGGCGCUGCAGAAGCACGUGGAGAGCAUGCGGGGCGCCGUGGAGCGGCUGGAGGGCGACGUGCUGCAGGAGAGGGGGCGCAACGGGCUGCUGCACCAGCACCUGGACACGCUGAGGCAGGCGCUGACCGCCAGCUUCAACAGCACGCCGCUGCCAGCCAGUGGAGAGACGCCCACGCUCGACAGCAUCGACUCCUACAUGAAGAAGCUCCACAGCGUCAUCGUCAGCUGCCCCCAGGAAAACGAGCAUCUCAUCAACACUGUGAGGGACGUGGUCAACCGCUUGGACAGAUAAUCGGACCGAGUCCCGCCGAUUUGACGGAUCGAGUCCCGGCGCCGUUCGCCUCCUCGACGGGGAAUCUUCCCGUCGGCUCCGUCGUCCCAAAUUGAUUUUAAAAAAAAUCUUUUAUUACUCCUGCGAAGGUGACGUAGCGUCUCAUAUUUAUUUAUUAUUGUUUUACACACCUCUGUUCUGACUUAAACAUAGCUGUAGUUUGUUUUUUGUAAAAUACUCCGGUGGUCGGACAUGACAGAGUUGGACGUCUCUCGUUGCCCCUGUUCUGUCUUCACUGUCCACUUCUCGCUAAAUGCUUCCGCAGCGGUCUCUAAAGCGUCAUCCAAGAUGUUUUCCAAGAAUACCGUUGAGCAGACUUUCCUUUUUUUCCCAGAAUCUGUCGAAGAGAAACACGUGCCAUUUAUUUGUUUUUUGUUGUUUUUGUUCCUGUGUGGAAAAGUGUUUGUGUUUUCAAUAAACGUAUUUACAUUUG
Molecule: messenger RNA, 2601 nt
Organism: Pseudoliparis swirei
Lineage: Eukaryota; Metazoa; Chordata; Actinopteri; Perciformes; Liparidae
Gene: hmg20a
Product: high mobility group 20A
Exons: 8
Coding region: 1254-2129 (291 amino acids)
Biological process (GO): regulation of gene expression
Cellular component (GO): nucleus
Source: RefSeq, a predicted model, not a curated record